Molecule: messenger RNA, 2425 nt
Organism: Etheostoma spectabile (orangethroat darter)
Lineage: Eukaryota; Metazoa; Chordata; Actinopteri; Perciformes; Percidae
Exons: 6
Coding region: 68-1084 (338 amino acids)
Biological process (GO): interleukin-15-mediated signaling pathway; T cell activation; positive regulation of ERK1 and ERK2 cascade
Cellular component (GO): membrane raft; external side of plasma membrane
Molecular function (GO): protein tyrosine kinase binding; MHC class II protein binding
Source: RefSeq, a predicted model, not a curated record
GUACACAUUCUGACACCUAUCAUCUCCUAUGUAUUGUUUGGUUUAUUUAGAGAAGCUGUGGUGACUGAUGUUAUUUCAAAGGAUGUUUUUACCCAGAAACCCAAAGAGGACGUUUCAUCAUCAGCCGCGCCGGCCGGACACAGAACGUCUCACAGAUCAUCAGCUGUUUGCAGAGAACACACGGAGAAUGGCUCCACUGGAACUAAUCCUCAUUUUCCUGCUUCAGUUUGAAGGCAUCAGUGGAAGAGAUUUCUUUCUCUAUAAGAGACCUAGACAAGAUGCCGUUCUGUCCUGUACCACUGAAUCAUCCUCUCCCCCAACAUGCUCCAUCGUUGAAUGGUUUUAUAACAAAGAUGGAGUUCAGGCAAUCACUGUGGUCAGGAAUGGAGAAGUUAUAGAGAGCUCUGCCCGAGCUGCCAGGCUGAGGGUGACCACUGACUGCUCUCUGGUCAUUAACAACGUCACUGCUGAGGAUGUUGGUCAAUACACCUGUCGGCAGGGGAGGGACUUUAACGCUGAUGUAAAUACAUAUCUAAGUGUUCUGACAAUUUCUCCGUCUCAACCAGGCGCUGAUCCAAACAGGGAUGAUGACAUCACAUUGAAGUGCUCUCUGUUAAGUCGUAGAGAUAUUCCUUGUCGAGAGAACAGCAUCCGCUGGGUGGAUGAGACCGGAGCUGAGCUGCUUGGUGAAGGUGAUGGGUACAGGGUCCUCCAACAGACGGCCUGUGUCUCCUUUCUGACUGUGAAGCGUCAGAGUGGCCGCAACAGGAAGUACACCUGCCAGUUUGUUGAUGAGCAGAACAGUGUAAAGAUAGAGGCCGACUACACACCUGACCUUACAGGUGAGAUAACACGUAAUCAGACAGAAACAUCUAACCCAGAUCCUACAGGUGUGUCUCCUCUGCGCUACGUCAUGUUGAUGGUGCGCGUUGCCGGACUGAUCCUCAUGAUCGUUAUCACCGUUAUUGUGAUCAGAAGCAAAUGGAACACAAAACCGCUCGAGAAUGACAACAAUGUGAACGAUGGCGCCAACGUCCAGUAUGAAAACGUGGAAGCAGGUCCAGCAGCUGCUCGACCGCAGUGAUCCACAACUUCAGAUCAUCAGAAAGUCAAAUCCCACCAGUCGUUGUACUCUUCUGAUUAGAGCUUUCAGUUCAAAUGAUUGGUGCAUAUUUAGGAUGCAUAGUAACUGCAAAUAUAUCCAGCGGUGGAAGAAGUAUUCAGAUCAUUAACUUAAGUAAAAGUACUGAUACCACACUGUAAAAAUACUCUAGUAAAUGUCCUGCAUUGAAAAAGUUACUGAAGUAGAAGUAUGUUAGUAUUAUCAGGAAAAUGUACUCAAACUAGUAAAAGUAAAAGUACUCAAUGCAGAAAAAUCCUCCAGUUUUAGAAACUGGAAACGAUCCAGACAGUUAAGACUUGUAGGACUACAAAAUGUUGGGAAGUUUAAUUUAUAACAAAACAUCAUAUUUGAAAAACUACAUGUGUUUUUGUGUGCAAAAAUCUUAAUUUGUAAAGUAACUAGUAACUAAAGCUGUCAGAAGAAUGUAGCGGAGUAGAAGUAGACACCGGCACAAAAAGAAAAGACUCAAGUAAAGUACAAGUACCACAUAUUCUUACUAAAGUACAGUACUUAAAUUAAUGUGCUUACUUACGUUCCACCACUGCGUAUAUCUGUGCAAACAGCGAGCAGAUGUUGUGUAGCUUCAGAUUGUUGUAAAGAAGUCCCUCAUAAUGACAGACGUGCAGAGUUUUUUCAUAAACUUUACAUUUCUGAAAUUCUUUUAAAGCUUCAUGUAGCUAAUAAUUUAGAUUGUAUUGCGCCUUUUUAUUGUAUAGGUCAGUCUCAGCGCUCUCUUCAACUCUGUUUCCAGCAGCAGGCAGCAAACAGCAGACAGACAGUCUGAGAGUGGCAGGUGGACGUAGCAUUUAGCAGCUAGCAGGAGCAAUUAGCAGCUAGCUGGAGCAUUUAGCAGCUAACUUGAGCAAUAAGCAGCUAGCUUGAGCAUUUAGCAUCUAGCUGGAGCAAUUAGUAGGUAGCUGGAGCAUUUAGCAGCUAGCUUGAGCAUUUAGCAGCUAGCUGGAGCAUUUAGUAGGUAGCUGGAGCAUUUAGCAGCUAGCUGGAGCAAUUAGUAGGUAGCUGGAGCAAUUAGCAGCUAGCUGGAGCAAUUAGUAGGUAGCUGGAGCAUUUAGCAGCUAGCUGGAGCAAUUAGUAGGUAACUGGAUCAAAUGAAUGAAAUGGUAUAUUGAAUGUGUAACACAGAAGGCAAUAUUAGCUUUUUUAGACAUAUACUGUACAUAUACAUAUAUAUACAUAUAUAUGUAUAUAUAUAUGCUUCUAUAAUGUCAGAUGUAUUUUUCAGCUCAUUGGAGAGUUUAAUUUCUGCCUCAAAGAAACCAAAUACAUUGAUUAAUUGAUUUUGAA